UUUACAGACCGUACUGGUCAAUACUGGGAAUGGCUGAUGUUUUGGAGCACGUUGCAGCAAUCUCAGAUCAACUUGUGCAAUACAAUCUUCGUAAUGAAGAGCUCUUGUUGCUACAGGCAACAGUUCUUGCCAAUGCUGAGGUUAGAAAAUUGGCAAGUUUCAGCAAAUUACAAGAAAUACGACAAAAUAUUCUGGACAGUUCUGUUGACAUUGCACAAAAAUAUCAUCCAGACAAUUUGCGUCAUGUGCCGUCCCUUAUCUUAUUACUGACCCAUAUUAGACGGGCUGCAGAGAGGGCCACUUUGUACUUUCAAAGUGUGAAAAAAGAAGGAGUAGUGCCCUUCUGUGACCUGUUGACUGAAAUGUUUGGAUGCGCAGUCGGAAGAUAAAAAAGCAGAGCCUAUCUAUGUGAUUCAUAGUGUCAGAGUGCUUCACCUUAAAGGAUGAAAUCUGUAAUGAAACAGUAGCUGUUAGUGUGUAUCCUCAUAGGGCAUUUGUUAGUUAAGG
Molecule: messenger RNA, 507 nt
Organism: Ruditapes philippinarum (Manila clam)
Lineage: Eukaryota; Metazoa; Mollusca; Bivalvia; Venerida; Veneridae
Product: estrogen receptor-like
Exons: 2
Coding region: 30-389 (119 amino acids)
Source: RefSeq, a predicted model, not a curated record